Molecule: messenger RNA, 2495 nt
Organism: Bactrocera latifrons
Lineage: Eukaryota; Metazoa; Arthropoda; Insecta; Diptera; Tephritidae
Gene: PIG-B
Product: GPI mannosyltransferase 3
Exons: 8
Coding region: 264-1949 (561 amino acids)
Biological process (GO): GPI anchor biosynthetic process
Cellular component (GO): endoplasmic reticulum membrane
Molecular function (GO): alpha-1,2-mannosyltransferase activity
Source: RefSeq, a predicted model, not a curated record
CCAUUUCCAGUGGUUUUAUUUUGGUACUGAGUUCAUGACUGGUUUUGUUGUGUUAUUUUUAGGCAUUUUGUGAUCGGCGAAUUAGCAGAGCAAAAUAAAGAUUCUUUUGGUAUUGAAUGUGUGAAAAUUCGGGUAGGUCUUUAUGACCAUUUCUAUUAAAUUGUAAAAAACUAAAUUGUGCCAAACGUUUAACUAUAUGUGAAGAGCUGUCCGAACCAGUUUCGCUAUUACAUUUCAGAAAAUAAAUAUAAGCUAGGAAUAAGAUGAAUUUGCUAUUGGUAUUUCUGCUAAUAUUGGCUGUACGACUUGCAUCGGUGUUUAUAGUCCAAACGUUCUAUGUGCCGGAUGAAUAUUGGCAAAGCUUGGAGGUGGCCCAUAAAUUAACUUUUGGAUAUGGAUAUCUAACGUGGGAAUGGGUGCAGGGAAUACGCAGCUAUGUGUACCCAUUAUUGAUAGCAGGUGUUUAUAAAUUAUUAGCCUUACUAAAUUUAGAUACGGUACAGUUAUUGAUAAUUGUACCGCGCAUACUGCAGGCCACAUUGUCGGCGUAUUCAGACUAUAGAUUCUUUGUGUGGUCUGGUAAAAAGAAGUGGGCGUUGUUUUUAGUUCUUGUGCCGUGGUUUUGGUUCUAUAUCGGUUCACGAACUUUAUCAAAUACCCUAGAAACAUCACUGACCAUGAUAGCUUUGAGUUACUUUCCUUGGAGUGGGGAAAAUACCACAUAUUUAUGGUUUGCGGCAAUUUGUUGCUUCUUAAGGCCUACUUCAGCCAUUAUUUGGAUACCAUUAUGCAUUUAUCAUUUGCGUAAAAGUCGUUUGUCAGCAAGUGAACUCAUCUUCAAACAUUUUUUGGUUAUUGGAUUGUUGGUUGGUGCAGUUUGUGUGGCAAUAGAUACUUACUGGCAUGGUAGGAUUAUCAUUACACCGUAUGAAUUCUUCAAAUAUAACAUUCUUCACAAUAUUGGCAGUUUUUAUGGUUCACAUCCAUGGUAUUGGUACUUCACUGUUGGCUUACCAACUGUUUUGGGCAUCAAUACAAUACCAUUUAUUUUCGGAGUCAUUGAUACCGUACGUCAUAAGAGGAAUUAUCCUGUACGUAAACAGCUAUUUAUUAUCAUUUUGCUGUCGUUAGUUGUAUUAAGUACCAUCGAGCAUAAAGAGUUCCGUUUUGUUGCGUCCUUAUUGCCUCUAUGUCUUUACAUAAUUGCUGAUACAUUAACGCGUUGGAGUUAUAAUGCGUCCAGGAGCGUUCUUUGGUUUGCUGCGUUGGUUAUAGUUGUUGGCAAUGCGCUCCCAGCAUGGUACUUAAGUAUUGUACACCAGAAAGGACCCAUAGAUGUUAUGACACAUGUCCAGAAAAUUGCCCGUGAUUACAGAGAUGAAAAUGAACAUCGUGCCAGUAUACUCUUUCUAAUGCCUUGCCAUUCUACACCAUAUUAUAGCCACGUCCAUGAAAACAUUACCAUGCGGUUUCUAACUUGUGAGCCUAAUAUACAAAAUACAGCCAAUUACGUCGAUGAGGCCGACCAAUUUUAUAGAUCACCAGUCCAUUGGCUCCACUCACAUAUACCCUCGUAUCCGCGUACUGCUAUGCCUUCACAUAUUGUGCUCUUUGAACCUCUAGCACCGGUCAUAAAUGAAUUUCUAAUUAACUACAAAAUUUUACAUCGUGUCUUUAACGCUGAGGUGAACGAGAAUAUUCAGCCGCAACAUUUACUCGAUGAAUGGUCAAGCGUACUGAAAGAGGAAGAUGUAAACAUUGAAUCAUUACUUAAAAAUGUACGCAAUCGCAUAGGUAAGAAUAUAUUGGUGUAUCAACGCCUUCUCGCGGGAGAAGAAAACACCUUCAAUAGAGAUGACUUCAAGGUACCGCAAAAAUCUCAAGUAAAAGACGAUACACCUGUUAACAUUGAUGAAGAAUUGAAGCAGCAACACAAUAUGUUUAAUUAAAAAGCUGACACUAUGAAAACAUUUUAAAAAGUGCAACAUGGAAGUACACAAUCGUGGGUGCUUCAUUGUUCGGUACACUUAGUGCCAACAUAAAUUUUUGCAUAUCGAUGCAAUAUAACAGUAAAUUUUAAUGAUGAUAUUAAUUUUGUUUCUAAAAGAAACAUUUAUAUAUCAGUUAAGUAGUGCAAAAAGCAGAUUUGCUCAAAUGUUUAUAUACAGACGUAUAUAUAUAUGUAAGUUUUAUUUUGUGUUUAUUUAUUUCUUUGAAUAUAUUACCAACACCUUAAAAAAAACGAAAACAUGCAGAUGCUAUAAAUGUUUACAAAUCUUGUCAAUAAUGUGUACAUGAGUACGUCUAUACAAUAAUAAGUUUAAACCACCGGUGUACAAAUGUAUGUACAUUUUUGCAUGUCCAGAACUGUCAUAAGUCUUUUAUAAUAAAAAAAUAGAUUAAUCUAGGAGUUAUUCAUAAAACUGGGAAUUAAGUUAUGAAAAUUUUACAAUCAAAUAGAGAUUCUAGGAAUUAAUACAUUUUUAAAUAAAGUU